AUGAACGGCUCAGGGCGGCUGCCGGCCGGACCCGCGGAGCAGCUGGGCGCGAACGGCAGCGGCCCUGCUGAGCUGAGGGAAGGCACCCACGCCGCCACGCUGGCCGCCUGCACCUCCCUGCUGGCCCUCGUCUUCUGCCUCGGCUCCUACGGCAACCUCAUCGUGCUGCUCUCCUUCUUCGACCCGGCCCUGCGGAAAUUCCGCACCGACUUCGACUUCAUGAUCCUCAACCUCUCCUUCUGCGACCUCUUCAUCUGUGGCGUGGCCGCCCCCAUGUUCGCCUUCGUGCUGUUUUUCGGCACGGCCCGCGGCAUGCCCGGCACCUUCUGCUUCACCUUCCACCUCACCAGCUCCGGCUUCAUCAUAAUGUCACUCAAGACGGUGGCGGUGAUCGCGCUGCACCGGCUGCGCAUGGUGCUGGGCAGGCACCCUCACCGCGCCGCCUCCGCGCCCUGCUCGCUGCUGCUCACGCUGCUUCUCUGGGCCGCCAGCUUCACCCUGGCCACGCUGGUCACGCUGCGCACCCGCGGCUCGCGCAUCUGCCUGCCCAUGGCCAGCCUGUCCAGCGGAGAGGGCAAGCUCAUCCUUUACCUCUACGUCACCGACUUAAUCUGUUGCAUGGCCGUCGUGUCCGUGUCCUACGUGAUGAUCGCCCAGACCCUGAGCAGGAACGCGCGGGCGAGGAAGUCUCCGCCCACGGUGGCCGCAGGUACCCCCAGGGCUCAGCCCUUCGCCGGGCCCGGGGCCGCGCCCACCCUGUACAGGACCCGGACCUGCACCAAGCCGCCCCACGGGCACGCCAAACUCGCCGGCUGGCUCCCGCUGGCCUCGGCCGUCAACCUGGCCACGGCCAAAGACUCCAAGGCGGUGGUGACGUGCGUGGUCAUCGUGCUGUCCGUCCUGGUGUGCUGCCUGCCCCUGGCCAUCUCCUUGGUGCAGGACAUGCUGUCUGACAGUGGUGGCUUUGUGCUCUACCAGUUCGAGCUCUGUGGGUUUACCCUCAUUUUCUUCAAGUCGGGCUUAAAUCCCUUUAUCUAUUCCCGCAACAGCACGGGGCUGCGGAGACGUGUGCUCUGGUGCCUGCAGUACGCGGCCCUGGUCUUCUGCUGCAAGCGCAAGACGAGGCUCCGAGCCAUGGGCAAAGGCAGCCUGGAGGUCAACAGGAACAAGUCGUCCCACCACGAGACCAACUCAGCCUACAUGCUGUCUCCAAAGCCUCAGAAGAAGGGUUUGGAGCAGGCGUGCGGCGCCGGCCACUCCAGGGACAGUAUGCUGAGCCCCAAGGCGUCGGCGGGGCAGCAGCAGCAGCACUAUGGGCAGAGCAGCUCCACGCCGAUGAAUACGCGGGUCGAGCCCUACUACAGCGUGUACAACAGCAGCCCCUCGGCCGAGGUGAGCACUCCGCACAGCCUGCAGCCCGUGGGCUUCGCCUUCGCCAAGCCCUCCGGCCCCGCGCUUCAUCACUCCGGCAGCGCCGGGCGGGACUGCGGCGCUGCCCCCGCCAGGCACAUCCCGCUGCCCUCCGUGUAG
Cinclus cinclus is the source of this 1530-nucleotide messenger RNA. It is a transcript of the gene GPR75, whose product is annotated as G protein-coupled receptor 75. Gene Ontology annotation, cellular component: membrane. NCBI's taxonomy places the organism in Eukaryota, Metazoa, Chordata, Aves, Passeriformes, Cinclidae. Gene Ontology annotation, molecular function: C-C chemokine receptor activity. The record is from RefSeq and is a predicted model, not a curated record. The transcript has a single exon. Bases 1 to 1530 code for a protein of 509 amino acids. Gene Ontology annotation, biological process: G protein-coupled receptor signaling pathway.